This is a messenger RNA of Blepharisma stoltei, 441 nucleotides long. NCBI's taxonomy places the organism in Eukaryota, Ciliophora, Heterotrichea, Heterotrichida, Blepharismidae. The record is from the annotation of a GenBank genome assembly.
AUGGUAAAAACUGUUUUUCAAGUUUCCCUUAUUGUCUUAAACAAAACUGUAAAAAGAGCCCAAGAUAUAACGCAUGGAGCUUUGUUUACCCUGAUUGUUAUUAUUUUUGGGAUCUUCGGGUUUAAAAAUCAAUCAUUUAACUAUCCUAGGUUUACCUGGUGACAUUUUCUAACUCUGAUUGCUGUAUCAUGGUCAUCAUUUAUCACAACAAUUAAUAUAGGGCUUGGCAAGACUACUAAUCCUUUAUGGGUAUGCUUACUGGCUAUCGGGUGGGUUAUAAUAGCUAUGGUUGGCUUAUAUGUCCAAAAGAAAAAAUAUCCAAGUAUGCUGUUUAGGAAGAAAGGAAAGGAUACAAGUACUUUAUUUAAAUUUGCGUUUACUUUUAGCAAAACCCGAUCUAAAAUCACUCCUCAAAAGCUGUCUGAAAAUAGACUAAGUUAA